Psammomys obesus (fat sand rat) is the source of this 880-nucleotide messenger RNA. RefSeq names its product calcineurin B homologous protein 3-like. NCBI's taxonomy places the organism in Eukaryota, Metazoa, Chordata, Mammalia, Rodentia, Muridae. The transcript has a single exon. Bases 6 to 686 code for a protein of 226 amino acids. Gene Ontology annotation, molecular function: calcium ion binding. The record is from RefSeq and is a predicted model, not a curated record.
GCGGCAUGGGCGCCAAGCACUCGUCCGAGGAGGCGUGGGAGCGCGAGAGCAGGACGGACCUGUGCUGGGAGCAGGUGCAGGAGGGGCUGGCGCACGCGGUCGACUUCAGCUGGGCGCAGAUCAAGCAGCUGCACCAGCGCUUCCGGCUGCUGAGCGGCGACCAGCCGGAGCUGCGGCCCGAGGGCUUCGACGGCGUGCCCGACCUGGCGAGCAACCCGCUGCGCGCGCGCAUCGUGCACGCCUUCUUCGACAACCGCAACCUGGGCAAGGGCUCGUGCGGCGUGUCCGAGGCCAUCACCUUCCAGGACUUCCUGGGCAUCAUCGCCUACUUCCGGCCGUCGCUCGAGCAGGCGGAGGCGCCGCGCCGCGACAAGAUGCGCUUCCUGUUCCACCUGUACGACCAGGACGGCGACGGGCUCAUCACGCUGCAGGAGUACCGCCGCGUGCUGGAGGACCUGCUGUCGGCCGCCAACCCGCAGGAGGACCGCGCCAGCGUGCGCGCCAUGGCCACGAACGUGGCGGGCGGCGCGCUCAGGGAGGCGGCCCGCGCGUCCGAGCGCCCGCCCGGGGACGGCGAGCCCUACCCGGGCAUCGCCUUCGAGGACUUCGUGCGGACCUGGCGCGGCAUCGACCUGGAGGUCAAGAUGCAGGUCAGCUUCCUGAACCUGGAGGCGCUGUGCAAGUGACCCGCGGGCGCGCCCCAAUAAAGCUGUUCAGAGGAGAGCGGCGUGCGCCCGGGAGGCGGCGGGGGCGUCUGGCCGACGGUGAGGCUCCGCCUCGAGGCAACCGCAAAGGCCUUCUGCGUCCGCAGCCGCGCGGAUUGCGCUGCGCACAGCGGCUGCGGCCGAGCCUCCAGCGCGGGGAGGAUGCAGGGUGUGGG